CUAACAUCAUCGUCAAUCUUCUUGGGUUGUGUCAUAAAAUCAAAUUAGGGGCAGGCGAAGCUACAACGUUUCAGUUUUAUCCCUAUUUCAUAUCUCUGCGAUUAAAUCGAAUUAGGGUUUUAUUCGGGUCGGAUCUUUGAAAUUGACUAAUAAUUGCGAUGGCCUUUGAUUCAGUCACCAACGCCAAGGACUUUGCUAAGAAGAAGAAGGCCAAUAGGUCGGCUAAAUUGAAGCAGUGCAAGCUCGAUGCUCGUCGUCACCAGUGGCUUUCACAAGUGAAUAACCAGGAAAGAAAGGACCAGGUGGAUGUGAGUGGAGGGAUCCAGGUAUCCCCAACUCAUGGACGUAAUGAGAGGGAUCGAGUUGUUAAGAUAUCGGAGAUGAAUUCAGGAAAUGGGGAGCAUGAUGGAUCGGUGCAGCAUUACAGUGAUUCAGAUUCGUCAUCGCAUAGUCGUAUUAGCCACAGUUGUAGUGUUGGGGGGAGUCAUUUUUCAGGGACUAGUUUUACUGGGAGUGGCGGUAGCAGCAGGAGCAGCAGUAGCAGUGGUCGAUCGGUAUCGGGGAUUAUGAGUGAAGAAGAAGAUGAUGAUAAUAAUGAUGACGAUGAUGGAUGUGUGGAUGAUUGGGAGGCUGUUGCUGAUGCAAUGGCUGCUAGUGAUGCUAAGCAACAACAGGAGCAGAAUAAACCUUUUCAAGAAUCGCCUUCGGAGCAUGAAAAUGUUAACAAAUUGAAUUGCCCACCUGAGUUUCCAAAUUCUCAGCUGUUGGAGGUUGAUAUUCCUAAACCCAAGGCAGAAAACCGCAAGGCAUGGAGACCUGAUGAUGCAUUUCGUCCUCAGAGCCUUCCUACUUUAUUAAAACAGCAUAGUUUUCCUAUCAAGUUGGAAAGGCAUAGUGGUUCUGGAGGCGUGACAUGUGCCAUUGGCAUAUCUACCCAGUCAUCAUGUCCUAUAUGUUGUGAAGAUCUCGAUUUCACUGAUUCGAGUUUUCUCCCUUGUUACUGUGGAUUUCGUCUCUGCCUUUUCUGCCACAAGAGGAUUCUUGAAGAAGAUGGUCGAUGCCCAGGAUGCAGAAAGAAGUAUGAACAUGAUGGCAUCACAUGUGAAGGAAAUGGCAAUUUUGCAGAAGGCAGUUCCCCAUAUCGUUUUGCUCGUUCUUAUAGCAUGAUUACUAAGUCCUAGGAAAUCUGUCUCCAUUGAAUAUGUAUGUUGAGUUUCGUUUUAAUGCCAGCCACUGUUUUUAGUAGUAUGUGUUUAUAUGGGUGUGAUUGGUAAAAUUUGGAAACUAAGUCGGCUCCUUUCCGGGUUUGAUCCUUAUUGCCAAAAGUAAAUGUGCUACUGUAGAGAAUCUAUUUUGUGAAUAGACAAGUUGGUAUAGAAAUUGAAUACAAUAAGACAUGCUGGCAUAUAA
This is a messenger RNA of Daucus carota subsp. sativus, 1410 nucleotides long. RefSeq lists its product as uncharacterized. Gene Ontology annotation, biological process: protein ubiquitination. The transcript has 3 exons. Lineage: Eukaryota; Viridiplantae; Streptophyta; Magnoliopsida; Apiales; Apiaceae. Bases 159 to 1181 code for a protein of 340 amino acids. The record is from RefSeq and is a predicted model, not a curated record. Gene Ontology annotation, molecular function: ubiquitin-protein transferase activity. Gene Ontology annotation, cellular component: CCR4-NOT complex.